Messenger RNA from Odobenus rosmarus divergens (Pacific walrus), 1106 nucleotides. RefSeq names its product transport and golgi organization 2 homolog (Drosophila) (gene TANGO2). Gene Ontology annotation, cellular component: Golgi apparatus. The transcript has 9 exons. The record is from RefSeq and is a predicted model, not a curated record. Gene Ontology annotation, biological process: protein secretion; Golgi organization. Bases 91 to 921 code for a protein of 276 amino acids. NCBI's taxonomy places the organism in Eukaryota, Metazoa, Chordata, Mammalia, Carnivora, Odobenidae.
CGGCGGUGGCGCGCGGGCGCGGCACCCGGAAGUCGGCGGCGACGGAGGCGACUGGUGACCCUGUGUGAACAAAGCUGCUCUCAGGGACCCAUGUGCAUCAUCUUCUUUAAGUUCGAUCCUCGCCCUGUUUCUAAAAAUGCAUACAGGCUCAUCCUGGCGGCCAACAGGGAUGAAUUUUACCACAGACCAUCCAAACUAGCUGACUUCUGGGGGAGCAACAAUGAGGUCCUCAGUGGGCUUGACAUGGAGGAAGGCAAGGAAGGAGGCACGUGGCUGGGCAUCAGCACACGGGGGAAGCUGGCUGCACUCACCAACUACCUGCAGCCACGGCAGGACCCGGAUGCCCGGGGCCGAGGUGAACUUGUGACCCAUUUUCUGACUACAGACAUGGACAGCUUGUCCUACUUGAAGAAGGUCUCUGCGGAGGGCCACCUGUACAACGGCUUUAACCUCAUAGCAGCUGACCUGAGCACAGAGAAGGGGGAUGUCAUUUGCUACUAUGGAAACCGGGGGGAGCCUGAGCCAGUCGUCCUGGCACCAGGGACCUAUGGACUAAGCAAUGCGCUGCUGGAGACGCCCUGGAGGAAGCUGUGCUUUGGGAAGCAGCUCUUCCUGGAGGCCGUGGAGCGGAGCCAGGCGCUCCCCAAGGAUGUCCUCAUUGCCCAGCUCCUGCAUGUGCUCAACAAUGAUGAGGCGCAGCUGCCAGACCCGGCCAUUGAGGACCAGGGCAGGGAGUACGUGCAGCCCUUCCUGAGCAAGUAUGCGGCUGUGUGUGUGCGCUGUCCGGGCUACGGCACCAGAACCAACACGGUCAUCCUCGUGGAUGCAGACGGGCACGUGACCUUCACAGAGCGUAGCAUGCUGGACAAGGACCCCUCCUGCUGGGAGACCAGCACCCACGAGUUCAAGCUGCAGAGCUAACCCCUCUCCCUGGGUGUGGCCAUUGGGCUCCUGGAAGGCCCUGCCUCGAGGACCAGUGUGGAUAGGAACCUUCCGUAGGCACAUGCACUGCCUGUGACUUGGCCAAGCAUCCCCCAGGACCAGGGCCCUCUGGUGUUUCUGUGACCUGUCUGUGUCCGCGUGUCCAGCUCAGGGUCUGCCCUUAC